This is a messenger RNA of Copidosoma floridanum, 1083 nucleotides long. Its product is annotated as alaserpin. The record is from RefSeq and is a predicted model, not a curated record. Gene Ontology annotation, molecular function: serine-type endopeptidase inhibitor activity. NCBI's taxonomy places the organism in Eukaryota, Metazoa, Arthropoda, Insecta, Hymenoptera, Encyrtidae.
AUGACAUCUAAAGAUACUGUGAUUUGGGGAGCUGAUAAAUUGUCCACGGACAUCCACAAGAUUAUAGCCAAUGAAUACUCUGGGAAUUUCGUGAGCUCGGGAUUGAGCACAUAUAUGGUUCUGGCAAUGGCUGCAUACGGUGCCGAUGGAACCUCCGCUCAGCAAAUACGCCAGACUCUUUUUCUGCCUAAGGAAUAUAAGGAUGACAUGCAAUUCCAACUGGGGUUUCAAAGCCUCAUUGACUUGCUCAAUAUAGCGCAAAGAGUCGACCUAAACUUUGCUAACAAAAUUUAUGUUGCUAAGCAUCUUGAUAUUAAAAAUUAUUUCAAAAAAAUUACUGGCACGUAUUUUCGAUCGAUAAGUGAGACAAUCGAUUUUAAAAUGAAUGUAGAGUCUGCCAAAGCAAUUAACGAUUGGUGCAUUGAAAAAACGAAUGGAAAUAUAAAAGAAAUCGUGAAGCCUGAUGAUCUUGACGAAGACAUGAGAAUGUUGCUAUUAAAUGCCGCGUAUUUUAAAGGAGAAUGGUCGCAUAAAUUUAAUCCAGAAAUGACACAAAAGAGAUCUUUUCAUAUUGACAGACGUACUGUUAUCCAAAAUGAAGAUUUUUACAUGGUUAUCAUACUACCUGAUGAAAUUGAAGGCUUCGCAGAAAUUGGGAAAAAUCUCGAAAAAGUAUAUUUUAAUCCAUCGAUCGUAGAUCAUGAACUCUUAAACAUUUCGUUACCAAAAUUCAAAAUUAAAUCAACGCUAGACCUGAACGGUUACCUAAAGAAGUUAGGGAUGAGCGACGUAUUUACGAAAAAAGCAAAUUUUAAGGGUAUGUGUGACGAGGAUGCUCACAUUUCCCAAGUACUACAAAAAUCUUUUAUCGAAGUUGAAGAAGAAGGCACCGUAGCUGCUGCAACCACUGGUGAGAUACAUUUAACAUUUUUGUUAACAGAGGAGAUGGCAUCCAAAGAAAAGACAAUAGAUGUAAACGUGAUCAAAGGAGCUGAAAAAUUUAUUACAAAUUUCCACAAGCAACAAGUUGCAUACUUUGCUGUGCUGAAUUUAUACCACCAUCACCUCCAGCUAUCCCAUUAA